GGUAACAAGCAAUUUUUUUUGAGGUUAAGUUUAUUAUUAUUUAGAGCAAAUUAUUGCAAAAUAAUAAAAAAUGAUUAAAGUAUUCAGAAAUAUUUGCUUAACUACCACCAAAAAUGUUAAUGUCAAUAUGUUUCAUACCGCGCCAGCUUCGUUAGCUUGGUCAAAAUCAGUUUUACCAAAACGAUUUUUAGAAUACAAUAAAAAAGUAUUUCCUCCUCAAGAAAUCGGUGAAGAAAAACGACCUGCCUUUGUCUGCCAUCAACUGACCAACAUAAAAUACAGUCCUGAAAAGCUUUGGUACAUUGCUGUUCUUGUUCGAGGAAUGACAGUAGAUGAAGCAGUUAAACAGUUAAGUUUUGUGAACAAAAAAGGAGCAAAAUUUGUUAAACAAGCCAUACUGGAAGCUCAGGAGCUUGCUGUAAAAGAACAUAACGUUGAAUUUAGAAGCAAUUUAUGGAUAGCUGAAUCUUUUUCUGGCAAAGGAACUGUUAUUAAAGGAAUUAGAAGGCAUGCCAGGGGUCGAAUGGGCGAAGUUCGCUACCAAUAUUCCCACUACUUUGUACGUUUAGAAGAAGGAAAGCCUCCUAAGGACUACUACAAAAUUGAACCUCUAACACCCCAGCAGCAACUUGAUAAAUGGUUGGAGCAAAUGAGGAAAAGGAAAAUAACAAACUCUUACUAAUUAUAAUUAUCUUUUAUUAUCCAAAAAUGUAAAUUUAGUCCAGGACAUAUUAUGUAUUAUUCAAAAUCAUUUUAGUGAAAUAAAACAUUUAUUAUGUAACAAAUUAAAAUCUAUAGCCAGGUCUCUGAGUCACCAAAAUGGAGAUCAAGACAAUAGUGUGUAAUUUAGCUGUAGAAUAAGACUUAGCUGCAUUUAAAAAAAAAAAUUUAAUAUAAAAGCAA
Messenger RNA from Ostrinia furnacalis (Asian corn borer), 903 nucleotides. RefSeq names its product mitochondrial ribosomal protein L22 (gene mRpL22). Gene Ontology annotation, biological process: translation. The record is from RefSeq and is a predicted model, not a curated record. The transcript has 3 exons. Gene Ontology annotation, molecular function: structural constituent of ribosome. Gene Ontology annotation, cellular component: ribosome; mitochondrial large ribosomal subunit. NCBI's taxonomy places the organism in Eukaryota, Metazoa, Arthropoda, Insecta, Lepidoptera, Crambidae. The coding region runs from base 71 to 682 and encodes 203 amino acids.